Daktulosphaira vitifoliae (grape phylloxera) is the source of this 1890-nucleotide messenger RNA. Its product is annotated as mitochondrial GTPase 1-like. Gene Ontology annotation, biological process: translation. The record is from RefSeq and is a predicted model, not a curated record. Gene Ontology annotation, molecular function: GTP binding; structural constituent of ribosome; GTPase activity. NCBI's taxonomy places the organism in Eukaryota, Metazoa, Arthropoda, Insecta, Hemiptera, Phylloxeridae. Gene Ontology annotation, cellular component: ribosome; mitochondrion. Bases 221 to 1648 code for a protein of 475 amino acids. The transcript has 6 exons.
GAAGAGCACGUUAUGGUAAAUUUUUAACAGGAUUUGAAAGAAUAAAAAUUUAUCAAUUUAAAAAAAUGUUUUUGUAUUUUAUUAAAUGAAAAUUUGUUUUAAUUGAAUAAAACACAAUUAAAAAAUGUCAGUUUUAAUAUUAAGGAAAUGUGAUAUUUUACUUAAAGCAAAUUUACUACUUCUUGCUCACUCAAAAAAUCAAUUUCUGAGAAAUUAACAAAUGGCUUCUCAAUUUAGGCAAUCAUUUAAAGUUGUGGAUAAGGCUCUUUUAAGAUGGUUUCCUGGUCAUAUGGGCAAAGGAAUGAAACAGAUGCAGCAAAAACUAAAAUCGGUUGACUGCAUUAUUGAAGUUCAUGAUGCUAGAAUACCAUUAUCUGGGCGUAAUCCUGAUUUUAAAUAUACUAUUUCAGGUGUAAGACCUCAUAUUUUGGUCUUAAAUAAAAUGGAUUUGAUUGAAAUGAAGUAUCAAAAAGCUAUAGAAAAGAAAAUAUUAAAAGAACAAAAUGUGUCUAAGGUGAUUUUUACUAAUUGUAAGGAAUCAUUAUGUCCAGGAAUAAAACAAUUAGUGCCUACAGCCCAGAACUUAAUUAAAAAUUCAAAUAGAUAUAAUCGUUCCGAAAAUAAAGAUUUUUGUAUCAUGAUUAUUGGUGUACCUAAUGUUGGAAAAUCUUCUUUAAUUAAUUCUAUUAGAAAUGCGUACUUAGGAAAAAAGAGUGCUGCACAUGUAGGAGCUGUAGCUGGUAUAACUAGAUCCGUUCAAUGUCAAAUCAAAGUUAGCCACAAUCCAUUAAUUUAUGUAUAUGAUACACCCGGAAUAAUGUCACCAUCAAUUAAAAAUGUUGAAACUGGAUUAAAAUUGGCAUUGUGUGCUACAUUAAAAGAUCAUUUAGUUGGAGAAGAAAUAAUAGCAGAUUACUUAUUGUAUUGGCUUAACAAAAAUAAUCAUUUUGACUAUGUUAGUUAUUUGAACUGUGAUGAAGCAACCGACGAUAUUAGAAUUGCAUUAGCUAAAGCUGCAAUACAUCGUCAAUCUAGUAUUAAAUAUCGAAAUUUUGAUGGAUCAUAUAUAUAUCGUCCAGAUAUACUUGGAAUGGCUAGAAAUUUUAUUAAUGCAUUCAGAACUGGAGUAUUUGGGAAACUAAUGUUAGAUGAAGAUUUACUUGAUGCUUAUAAACCCUAUGACUCAAACUACGGAGUAAGUAUCAACGUAAGCCACAUACGUCAUAUGGCGAGGUUUACAGGUCGAGGUAUAAACAGAUUUAAUCCAUGGACUAAUUUACACAAAAUGCAAGAGCAAAAAAAAUCCGAAACAAAAACAGACAGUCAACUGAUGCAGAGCAGUAAGCAUUUAGUAAACAUCCCUAAUCCAUACGAAAAGGAACAACGUGUGUGCAUACUUUGCAAGAUGAACAUCGUUCCGGAUUACAAAAAUACCAGAAUGCUAUCUCAGUUUAUAUCUCGGUUUACCGGUCGAAUUUACGGCAGACACAUAACAGGACUUUGCCGACAUAAACAAGAUCAUGUCGAGAAGGAAAUUAAAAAGGCUAGAGAAGCAGGUCUUUUGCCACAUUACUUUAGAAAUCCGGAAUUUAGUCAUGAUCCAAAGCUCUUCGAUCCAGAUAAUCCAUUCAGGCCUCAUAAUUAUUAAACCCUAUGUUUAAUUUAAAAUAAUAAUUUAUAUAUAGGUGUUCAGUAAGUAAGGAAACAGGCUAAUUGUUACAAACAACAAGAACAUAGAAACCCGUUUCCUUACUUACUGAACUAUCUGUAAAUUAGUUUAUUAUGUGUAAUAAUACAAAACCUACGUAUGUCAAAUAUUUUUUUAAAUUUUAUUUAGACUUACAAGAAAAAAAUACGAGUGAUAUAUUAAAUAUAGCAAUUAACAAAAAC